Lepisosteus oculatus (spotted gar) is the source of this 3810-nucleotide messenger RNA. Its product is annotated as E3 ubiquitin-protein ligase RNF31. Gene Ontology annotation, cellular component: LUBAC complex. Gene Ontology annotation, molecular function: zinc ion binding; K63-linked polyubiquitin modification-dependent protein binding; ubiquitin protein ligase activity. Gene Ontology annotation, biological process: protein transport; protein linear polyubiquitination. NCBI's taxonomy places the organism in Eukaryota, Metazoa, Chordata, Actinopteri, Semionotiformes, Lepisosteidae. The record is from RefSeq and is a predicted model, not a curated record.
UACAACUCCUAGGCUGCCAUUAAACCUUUGAGGCACGCAAGACCUGCUGUACUUUCGUUUUAAUAAUUAAUAUAAGGAUAGCGUCCUCUUAGCCUCACGGCAGCUGCUUCUUUUUGACACAAACAACAUGGCGAGAAACCUCUUCCACACAAAUGUUAUUGACAAGUUCCUGUUUGCAAACUAUUAACAGACGUCUGUUCAUUUCUAUGCUGAGAGCCAUGUUUACGUAGUUUCCAAAAAUUCCGUUUUUUAAAUGUGACACAUUCUGUUGUGGCGUGCUUAAUGCACGGUUCUCAGCACUUUUAGAUUGUUUGCUUUUUGCGCCGAAUGUACAUUAUUCGUAAAGUUUGACAGAAAAUGUCAAGGGUGUAUCCUGAUAAACGAAAUGAAGCUCUAGUUAAGUGCCACUAUCAGUUUCCCCAGGAUGUCAUUUCUGAUGUCAGCAGUGUUCAAGCCGCCUAUAGAGAUCUUCAUCUGUAUAUAGAUUUUUAUUGUUAUGCCAAUGGUGAGAAGAAGCAGCUGGUAAAUCUAAGUGGCACUGUUCCCAUUUUAUAUGAAGGUAAAUCAUACAAUAUACCUGUCUGCAUAUGGUUGCACAACACACACCCUCAGAAUCCUCCUAAAUGCUUUGUGAAUCCCUCAGCAUGUAUGGUUAUAAAUGCAAACAGCAGUUAUGUAGAUAAGAAUGGGCAUGUUCGUCUCCAUUACCUCUGUAACUGGAAGCAUGGAACAUCUAAUUUAUUAGGAGUUGUAGAGGAGAUGAGGACAGCUUUCCAGAGUGAGACACCAUUGUUUUCUGCAUUACCUUCACAAGGGCUAGUGCCAUCUUUACUCCAGCCAGGUAAUACUAAACCUAUAGGAUAUUAUGAACCUUCCAGGAAGUAUAUUCCUGACACCAGCACAUUGACCUACUCUGGGACCGUCAUCUUUGAUCCGAAUACCACACUGAGUCAAAGCAUGUACGAUGUUUCACCAGUUCAGUGUUCAACUGAUACACGAAAGCAUGUGAGAAAACCAGAGCAAAGUUCACAGCACGAGGAAAAGAAGUCCUAUGCUACCAAGCUUAUGGAUCUGGGAAUCGCAUUUCAACCUGCCAAAAACAAAGUCUGUUCUUCUUCUAUCCCCUCUGAGCAGAAUAAAGCUGAAGUUCCAGCAAAAAGUCCCACAUGUGCAGCAGAUGUUGAUGAUGUUUUCAAGAGUUUAGAGCUUGAAAACAUUAUAAAUAUUUACAAGUUAGGCACAAAAGAGAAUGACAUCACCACCUGCAUUGGCAAAAGGCAGCUUAAUGGCCCCUUUGCCCAAGACCUGGGACUGGUGGAUAAUAGACAUAAGAUCGAAGUGAGCAGACUGCCAGGGGGCUUCCCAGAAAACAAGCUGAAAAACAAGCUCACCAUUUACUUUCAAAGAAGACCUAAUGGAGGUGGAGAAGUUCUGGAUGUCCAGUAUCCAACUGACCAACCCAACCAGGCUUAUGUGACAUUUUGUAACCCUCAAGAUGCAGAGCGUGUGGCUAGAAAGGAGGAGCAUGUCCUUACUUUGAACAACCAGAAAUUUCCUCUUCAAGUAAAGAAAUAUGAAAGACCAGAGGUGAAUAUACCAAUUCCAGAAGGUGUUUCAAAAGAGAAGUCUCACAUCUUCCAAAGCCUAUUGACUCUGGAUGGCAGAAGCUUCUCUGUAGAAGAUGUCAUGGAGGCUGUACAAUCCAGUAGAGACUAUGACUCUGCUCUUAGGUACCUCUCACAUGAAUGUCCCAUCUGCAGUGACCAGGUGUCAUUCAAUAAGAUCGUCACCAUGACCUACUGUUCCUGUGCUAUCUGCGAAGGCUGUUUCAAGGCUUACUUCUCUUCGGUCAUUAAGGAAAAGAGUAUUGUGAAUGUGGUCUGCCCCAUUUGCAACAUGCCUAAUGUAAAUGGAAGCGGAUGCACAGAAGAUAUGAUGGAUUACUUCAAUCUUUUGGACAUACAGAUCAGGCAUUACUUGGAACCAGAAAUUCAUGAGUUAUUUCAAAGAAAACUGAGAGACCGAACACUGCAAGAGAUGCCCAACUUCCGCUGGUGUGCACAUUGUUCAUUUGGACUUCUGCACGAAGCUGACAGACUACGGAUGGACUGUCCUUCUUGUGGGAAAAGCACCUGCUAUCAAUGCAAGUCUCCUUGGGCUCCACAGCAUGAAGGAAUAACUUGUGAGAAAUUCAGAGAAUGGCAGCUCUACAACAAUCCUGAAUAUCAAGCAGAUCGUCUUGAGCAUUUCCUUAGCAGAAAUGAAAUAGAUUGUCCAAAUUGUACAUUUCGAUUCUAUCUGUCAAAAGGAGGCUGUCUACACUUCAAGUGCACCCAAUGCCAACAUGAGUUUUGUGGAGGAUGCAACAAGCCAUUCAGAGUGGGAUCUGCUUGCAGCUUCUCAAAAGAAUGCCAUUUGAAGGGUCUUCAUGCGCAUCACCCCAGAAACUGCCUCUACCAUCUACGAGACUGGCCUGUGAAACGAUUGCAGCAGCUUCUUAGGAAUUACAACAUACCUUACUCUCUUGAAAACAGAGCUGAGGAUAAAAGAAGCUCCACAGGAAUGUGCACUGUUUUGGAACAUAAAGAAACAAGUGAUGGGGUGGUAGAGGAGCAGUGUGGGAGACGAGCUCCAGUGCUUUAUUCAGGAUACUGCAAACUGCAUUAUAAAGAAUAUUUGGUGGAGCUCAUAAAUAACCAUUCCCUGGAUCCUGCAGUGAUGUUCACUAUUGAUGAAAUUGCUACUGAAUUACAGCGCUGGAAACUUUCUGUCCCUGAGAAAAUGGAAGGAGAACUUGCGGCACAUUAUCAACUUCGACUAAGACGAAAGCUAAUUCAGGAAGUGAAGUUAAUGCCAGACAAGAGAAAUCUGAAGAAGACCUUAUCAGGACUUUCAUCUACAAGGUUCCCUGAGUCUGCACAUGCUGCUUCAACAGAGAGGAGGCAGCAUGAUCUCCUUACAGACUUGCAAUUGCUGGUGCUCAAUGAAUAAAUGUUAUUUAAUUAGUUCUUCCACUAGGAAACUGUUAAAUACUUUCUUGUGUCAUGCAUAUUUUAAGUUAAUGCUGGUAAUUUUCUAUUUAAAAUAUAUAUUUUUUAAAAAACAAUUAAAAAAUACAGUUUCUUUACAUGUCUUAAAAUAACAUUUUUAGACGGCAAGAAACCUGUGAUCAUUUGUUUAAUGGGUUAUUCCUGUUUUAGCUACUCAGCUUUCAUUAAUGAGGCAGCAAAUUAUGGAUUCAUUGCAUGGUGUAAAUUUGGUACCAUCUACAACUAUUUUGAUCAUCAUAUGAAUAAAAUAGUACUUUUUCUGUUUUGGUAAGUUUUCGGAGAAUCCUGGCAUUAUAAUUGUGCAGUUUUAAUUUUAUACAUUUUUAAGACAAGUAAGCUUGCUUUAACAUUUCAAAAUAUAUCAAUCUUCUAACCACUUCAAGGUCACAGAGACACUUGAAAAUACUUUCACUAAAUAUUAUAUACACAAUAGAUUCAGUCCAAAUGGGAAAAUUACAUAUACGAGAUGUUGACUUUUUGUUGAAUUACCUGAUAUUUUGUAAAAUAGUCAAUGUGUGUGUCUGUUGUUUUCAUGCAGAUUAUUUCAUGCAGCAUAGUCAAUAAAACAAUUUGAAUGUGAAAACAGACUGCAUGAUAAUGAGUUUUGCAUGUGGUCUACAAGUUAAAUAGGAAAAAAGAAAACUUAUAGUCCUUUAACAUCAAUGCAUUUUGUGGCUUCAAACUCAGAUGUUGGGAGACAUUAUGUGAUGUAAAAACUUUUUCAUUAUUCUACAAAAUAAAAUACAUUUUGCACUUAAAA